AUGCUGUCAUCGAUGAUGCGGGGAUCAUCACAACAGUUCAUGGGCAUCCCCGGACCACAGAAGAUCCUCAAGACCUUCGGCUCACUCUGGCUUUCACAAGCAUCAAACGAGAAUGCGAAGCCCGGAACUUCAUCCUCAUGCCCUCUCUCCGAAAUAAGUUGUCAGGCCAAGUACCACGGUCAAGACACCUGCUGUUUCAAUUACCCCGGCGGUCAAAUGCUACAGACGCAAUUCUGGGAUGUUGACCCUGCACUUGGCCCUGAAGACGCAUGGACUAUCCAUGGACUAUGGCCCGAUCACUGCAACGGCGGCUUUGACCAAUUCUGCGACUCCAGACGCAAGUACAGCAACAUUUCUCUGAUUCUAGUUGACGCGGGCCGGCGAGACUUGCUCGAAUACAUGAGCGAGUAUUGGAAGGAUUUCCGUGGUGAUGAUAGCAAUCUGUGGCAACAUGAGUGGAACAAGCACGGCACUUGCAUCAGCACCCUGGAACCGGAUUGCUACGAGGACUAUCUGCCACAACAAGAGGUUGUUGACUACUUUGACAAGACUGUUGAGGUUUAUAAGGACUUGCCUUCCCAUGAGGUAAGUUUGGCUCUAUCGACCAAUGAGCGACUAUAUAUUCGGAUCAAACCACUAACCAUAUAUAAGUUCCUGGCCAAUGCUGGCAUCGUACCAUCUCAGACGCAGACCUAUGCUCUUGCCGAUAUUGAAGCUGCAUUGGAACAAGCCCAUGGAGACCCUGUCACUGUCCGUUGCCGAGGCGGCGCCAUCAAUGAGAUUUGGUAUUAUUUCAAUAUCGCAGGAAGUCUUCAAUCGGGAGAAUUCAUCCCGGCAGGCCCAGAUGGCCAGAAGUCCAAUUGCCCCUCCAGGGGCAUCAAGUACCCACUGAAGCAUGCUCGGAAUGAGCCUACUCAGACGACAACCAUAGAUUUCCCCGAGCCCACGGCGCCAGGCACUCCGUUUACAGGCCGAGGUAACUUGGUUGUGGAGAGAGUCAACAGAAAGCAUGGCUGUAUCAUCAGCUACGGAACUUGGUUUUCGUCAGGGACCUGCGCGACUUUCCGAGCCGAAAAGCUAUCAGAUGAUAUAUUCACUCUGAAAUCUAGCAAGGGGCUCUGUGCCUUCGAGCGAGACGCCCUUACUUGCGGACCCCACGUCAACACGCCAAGCGAGUUCACCGCCAAGGAUGGUAAGCUGGCUUACGGUGAUCACACUACUUUCUAUGCCGACAAUUUCCCCAAGGGGCGUACACAGAGUAACGUGUAUGCUUCGCAAGGGGGGCGGUCUAUUGAGAUUGAGAUCACCUGGGCUUCGAAGUAG
This is a messenger RNA of Penicillium egyptiacum, 1323 nucleotides long. The record is from the annotation of a GenBank genome assembly. Lineage: Eukaryota; Fungi; Ascomycota; Eurotiomycetes; Eurotiales; Aspergillaceae.